Schistocerca gregaria is the source of this 3808-nucleotide messenger RNA. It is a transcript of the gene 5-HT2A, whose product is annotated as D(2) dopamine receptor. The record is from RefSeq and is a predicted model, not a curated record. Gene Ontology annotation, biological process: chemical synaptic transmission; G protein-coupled receptor signaling pathway, coupled to cyclic nucleotide second messenger; serotonin receptor signaling pathway. Gene Ontology annotation, molecular function: G protein-coupled serotonin receptor activity; neurotransmitter receptor activity; serotonin binding. The coding region runs from base 42 to 1241 and encodes 399 amino acids. Gene Ontology annotation, cellular component: dendrite; membrane. NCBI's taxonomy places the organism in Eukaryota, Metazoa, Arthropoda, Insecta, Orthoptera, Acrididae. The transcript is spliced from 4 exons.
CGGGCGUGGCGCGGCGGCGCUGCUGCUGCUGCUGCGGACAGAUGGGGUGCGGCGGCAGCUGCUGGGGCUGGGGGCUGGCGGCGGCGGCGGCGGCCGCGGCCGGCGGCCUGGGCAACGCGCUCGUCUGCCUCGCCGUCUGCCUCGAGCGCCGCCUGCACAACGCCACCAACUACUUCCUGCUGUCGCUCGCCGCCGCCGACCUGCUCGUCUGCCUGCUCGUCAUGCCGCUCGGCGCCAUACCCGGCUUCUUCGGCUACUGGCCGCUGGGGGCGGCGUGGUGCAACGUGUACGUGACGUGCGACGUGCUGGCGUGCUCGGCCAGCAUCCUGCACAUGAGCUGCAUCUCGCUGGGCCGCUACCUGGGCAUCCGCAGCCCGCUGCGCACGCGCCGCGCCUACAGCAGCAAGCGACUCGUCGGCUGCAAGAUCGCGCUCGUCUGGCUGCUCGCCAUGCUCGUCUCCUCCUCCAUCACCGCUCUGGGCGUGCACGACCGCAGGAACAUCAUGCCGUCGGAGCGACAGUGCGCCAUCAACAACCGCUACUUCUUCGUGCUGGGAUCGCUGGUGGCGUUCUACGUGCCGAUGCUGGCCAUGGUGGUGACGUACGCGCUGACGGCGCAGCUGCUGCGCAGCAAGGCGCGCGCCGCCUCCGCGCCGGUCGCCGGUCGCCGCUGCAGCCGCAUUAGCCGCCUGCGCCCCAGCGCGUCGCAGCCGGCGCUCGCGCUGCCGCUGGCCAAGUGGCGCUGCGACCAGCUCAGCUCCUGCCCGUCGGCGCUGAACCUCAGGUUCGGCAGCGGGCGGCGCUCGGCAGCGGCGCGGGCCGUGCGGACGGAGCAGAAGGCGAGCAAGGUGCUGGGGCUGGUCUUCUCGGCGUUCGUGCUGUGCUGGACGCCCUUCUUCGUCCUCAACGUGCUGCAGGCGGCGUGCCCCGGCUGCGACGUGCCGCCGCGCGUUGCCACCACCUGCCUCUGGCUGGGCUACGUGUCGUCCACCAUCAACCCGCUCAUCUACACCGCCUUCAACCGCACGUUCCGCGCCGCCUUCGCGCGCCUCCUGCGUUGCCGCUGCUGCUGCCGCCGCGGCAUCCGCCGCCGCCGUCGCCGCCCCCCGGCCGCCCCCGCGCCGCCACCGUGGUCGCUGUCGCUGUCGGUGCUCGCCUCCGGGACGGGGACAGCCACGACCUCUUCCCAGGCAACCACGCCCCUCUACUCCUCGCCGGGAUUCGCGGACUCAGAGUGCUGAAAGCCAAGCCAACCCUACCACCCACCCGCAGCCAAGCGAACACGUUCACGCUUCAGUCACGUGCGUGUGCGUGUGCGUGCGUGCGCGCGAGCGCGCUCUCGGAACCAGCAGACUAACCUGCCGUACCCUAUUUAGGCUAAAUGAAUGAAACCUGCGCUUUAUAACUCGCAGUACCCUCAUUUAUUUGUGUAUUGCAAAUGUUUAGCGACUUAAAAGCUAACUGUAGUACAAACUAGACUGAUCCAUGUACCUUAAAAACACAGACGGAAUGACAAAGCUUGUAACCAGGCGUAAUAUGUUACAGCUAACCCUAAAUAUAUAGCAAUCGACAGAACAAAAUCCGUAACUCUCAAACCCGUCCCCACAAGAUUAACAAAGGUUCUUUGAAAUCAGGCAGAUUUCACAUUAAGCGGUAGUUUUCACUGCAGUGUGUGAAGGUACCCGCAACUGCUUCUCCGUUCAUCUGCACAACAGCCGUCCGAUCUACGAGCACAGGUGGUGUCACGAUGCCGUCGUCGUCGUCUAAUAUUGGACUUGUGUAGGUGCCAUGGGACUUAUUACCCCAAUGACUUCUCUUGAGACAAAGUAAUCAACGUCUAUAAUUGCCUUUUCACAUUUCAUACUAUCUCCUACCGAGGGACUGCGCGCAGUGUUUAGCACAUGGACACGCAUUCGAGAGGACGACGCUUCAAAUCCCUGUCCGGCCACGUACGUACAGAUUUUCCGUGAUUCCAGUAAAUCACUCCAUACAAGUGCCGAGAUAAUUUCUCUGAAAAGGGCAUGGCUGAUUCCCUCCCUAUACCUUCGUCUAUAACGACAGUACUAUCGAUGGGACAUUACACUCUCCAUCCUCCUUCCUUCCUUCUCGCGUCUGACGACCGUCUACUCGUCAACGUUGGGCACAAUUGUGCAAAAGAAAUAAAGAAUUUGACAGUAUAUAACAUUGUAAACAGUGGUAACUACACCACAUAAAUACCCAUCUUGAGCGUACACACAAUGUGGGCUCAAACUGCUAAUGCAACAUAGGCACUUACACAGAAUUAUUAUUAUUAUUAUUAUUAUUAUUAUUGAUGCUGCUGAUGUUUUUUGCCCUAUGAAAGCCCAUAUUGCUAUGGAUGACAGUAACCGUACGAUAGGUAGAGCACACAAGACCAUUAAACACACAAUCUACAGGGGGAAAAAAAGAAAUACACAGCGUACACACGCAAUAUCAAAAGAGACAGGCUGUACCAAUGUAGAAUAAAAGGCGUGCAGGGAUUUUAACAGAGGAAAGAGAACAACACUGCGAAUAACAUUCGAAUUCCAAUAAAAUUGUUAAUGAUCAACAAUUCACCGAAUGUGUGGAAAACUAAAUUCAAGUAAAGUCAGUAUCCAUAUCCCAACAGGAUGAAUAUCUCAUUAAUUACUAAACGCAGUGUGCUUCAGUAACGUACACCCGAUUUGACAAGGCUAUACCUUCAUCACGAACGAAAGUAGAAAUAUUGGUUCAAUAUUACACAUCGAAACUGAAAGUUGCCCUCGGCGCCAGUUACAAGGUGCCAUUUCAUGUGGUAGCCGUUAAGGCUCACCUUAGUCCGCUAGGUAUUAUCCAAAAUGUGUCUACUAAAGUUCACGUUAACACAGCAAAAAAAGGCGUUUACUGUUCUCCACGGAGAAUUCAAUUGCAAAUAUGCGGUGUCAUUGUAGUCGCGAGUAUGGCCCUGUACCUCACACAGCUCUUGCAUUCGAUGACAGCAGCAGCGGUUUCAAGACACUGCUUGCUGUCAAGACGUAUAGAGCAUUCAACACUGUUUCGCAUGUGGUACGCAAAAAACUACACGUACCGGCCGAAAGUUGACCAUUACUCCUGUGCCUGGUGUGUUUUACGGCGACGUUUGUGUUUCAAAAUCACACAGGAAUCGCUUGCUACAAGCCUUUCAUAACCGUGAUCAACAAAGUUUACUUCAGUGAAUUCGUUGUGGGCGUGGAGAUGGAAGAUGUUCUGUGUUCAGCGAUGAGGCUACGUUCCAUCUAAGUGGGAAAGUGAACCGCCAGAACGUAGAUACCACACAUAACAGUCGAUCAAGAAACCGAGGCUCUACGAAGCUUCACGUGUUUUGUACCGUUUCCCAGGGAAAGAUUUACAGCUUUUUUUCUGUUUCGACUUUACAUGAAUUGCUUACCUAGCCAUGCUGGAGAUUCUGCUAUUACAAGAACAUAUUUUCACUCUGCAAAGGGACCACACUGGCACCUGCAUGUAACAAGAUAUUGUAACAAUUAACUUCCUCAACAAUGAUACGGUCGCAAUGAGGGUACGCAUCCCAGAGGGUACAUGGAACAUUUGUGAAAUGUAGAUGAAAAUCUUAAUACUAAAUGUAAAUGUGAAAGGCGCCCAAGGCUGUUGUCGCAUGCAUGUAAGAGAUACAACCGUGUAAAAUCAUAUAUUACUUUUUAAAAUAACAAAAAACUUUUAGCUCUACGUGUAUGUUAAAAUUUGCCUCAAGUUUCUAUCUUCAUUCAAGUAGCAAACACACUGGUGAUCCAAAACUUUAACACCACCUGCUUAACACGAUCGCAAUACAGCAACG